Molecule: messenger RNA, 963 nt
Organism: Poecile atricapillus (Black-capped chickadee)
Lineage: Eukaryota; Metazoa; Chordata; Aves; Passeriformes; Paridae
Gene: C1H11orf97
Product: chromosome 1 C11orf97 homolog
Exons: 4
Coding region: 523-837 (104 amino acids)
Cellular component (GO): ciliary base
Source: RefSeq, a predicted model, not a curated record
GGACAUCUCUGGAAGAUGAAUAUAUCUUGAAAUGCAUAAAGGAAUAAAAGAGACGUGGAUUACAAGGCCACUUCAGUCCAAUAAGCAGUGUCUGAAGAUGCCCUGUUUUAUGAGCAAACGAGUACUUUUGAGUGGCAGUAGAUAUACAUCAGUUAAACUGGACUCUGUUCUUCCCCUCAGUCCGCCAUUGCCUCGGCGAGGAUGGUAGGGCAGGCCCGUGGUGACAGCCCACAGUGGUACGCAGUUUGUGAAGUGCGUGUCCCGCUCCCGCGGGCCUGCUGAGUGACACGAAGGAGCAGCUGUUAAUGACACCCAGAGCUGUCCCCCACCCCGUGUCCCAAGCGGCGGCCAGGGCCUGCUGUCCCUGGGGCUGGCGGCUGGCCGCACCUUGCCUGGGCGCCUCCUCCGUGCCUGGGCAGCCGGCACCCUCGGAGCGCAGCCCCGCCGAGCCGGCCCCGCCCGCCGGGCAGCCUGGCAACCCCGGCGGCAACAGCCCGGCCCAACCGCCCCGGCGCGGCGGCCAUGAGGGCGGCGGGCCGGCAGGUGUCCGCGGCGGCGGCCGGGGAGCCCAGCAGCGACGUCCGCGGCGAGCAGCCCCGGCAGAAAUGUGUAUAUGUUGAGCCACCUAGGAGAGUUAAAGAAAUAUUGGAGGAGCACUUUCAUUUUCAGGAAGAAGAAUGCAAUGUUAAACAUCCAGCUGCAGUGGCUCUGGAAGGAGUUUGGAAUGUGAAGAACAAUUUCUCCAUUAGAAGCCUGAAACCAGAGUCACAGAGCAGCAACAAUUUACUUUUACAGCCUCAAUUCUACUCAAGACAUGCAAGAACGAAAAAUUGCUGAAUGUCAGUGCUGUGAAGCCCUGAGCCUGCUUUGAUGAGUCAAAUCAAAUAUCAGCAUAACUAGCUACCUUUGGAAAUGUGGAUGUUUAUUUAUAGGAUUUUUAAUAAAGUUCUACUUGAAUAUGGA